Molecule: messenger RNA, 2979 nt
Organism: Cyclocybe aegerita
Lineage: Eukaryota; Fungi; Basidiomycota; Agaricomycetes; Agaricales; Hemipholiotaceae
Source: the annotation of a GenBank genome assembly
AUGCCACCAUGCUACUGCCUCCAAGAACGUUCAAAAGCUUAUCUUGCCGCAAGUGCGAAAGCGUGUGAGGCUGAGGAUGAAAUGAUAGCCAAUGCCAUCUCCAAACUCACUCUGUCUGGCUCUAUUUCACCUUCACUGCCGCCGUCGCCACUUUCUCAUAAGCAGCCAGGACCAGGAACUCAACGUGCCCGAAUUGAGCAGAGCCUUCAAAUCCUACGUGAUGUAGAGUGCGACUUUGAGGCCCUGAAAGCCAGCGUCCUUCCACUCCUUUCUUCCAUCGGGACACCUAAGCGGUGUGGCAACAUCUUCCCCCUGCGGUCCUCUAUUGCUGCUACCCGACUGCUACAAGAUCGUCUCUCGGAUGUUUCUAAUAGGGCAUCUUCACUAAAUAAUGCUCAGAAAGAGUGGAAUUCCCUGCUCAAGAAAUGUCCUGGAGAUACAAGCCCUUUGCCAGGGAACACAUUCAAUUCGGGUUGUUCUUCAUACCAGUCGGCAGGGGUGCCACUUUAUGCUCUCAAUGCUACAAUACGUCAUUCAGGUUGCCUUCUUGACCCUGAUACAGUCACCUCCAAGUUCGGUCUUGAAGGAAAGUAUACCAUCAUGGCAACAUGCCCCGAUCCGUCAUGCCAUAAGACCUAUGCUCCAAAAUUUGAAGGAAAUUCCCCCAUCCCCAUCUACCCAAAGUACUGCACCCACAAACAAUUCUCAGGAGGAAGUUCAUCCAACAGCUUUACGGACUACACCGCCAAUAUCAGUUCGCAUCCGGGGUUUGAGGACAUAAUGGAUGGUGCAUGGGACAAGAAUUGCAAGACCUCAGACACAAUGCACAAUAUUUUCGACAGCGACUUUCUCCGAGAUUUUAAAGGGCCUGACGGGAAAUUAUUUGGAGUGGGUGGCCAAGAAGGUCGCUACGGAUUUUCUAUGUCAGUCGAUUUCUUCAGUCCAUAUACCAAUAAACAAGCUGGGAAGAAAUGUUCUAUCGGUGUUAUUUCUCUUGUGUGCUUAAAUCUCCCCCCUUCAAUGCGGUACAAGCCUGAGAACAUGUUUCUUGCUGGUGUGAUUCCUGGCCUGAAAGAACCUCCUCUUACGGCCUUAAAUCACUACCUUACUCCACUCAUCGAUGAGCUGCUCACAUUUUGGGAAAGUGGGGUACAUAUCUCAAAGACCUUCAACUACCCUGAUGGCCGCCUCAUUCGAUGUGCAUUAAUCGCCCUAAUCUGUGACCUUCCUGCGGCCCGCAAGACAGCUGGAUUUGCUGCUUCCUCUCAUGAACAUUUCUGUUUGCUCUGUCAUUGUACCCGAUCCCGCCAUGGCUAUGGCCAUACUGAUACUCAAUCAUGGCGUUGGAGAACGAACGAGGAAUGUCGGCACCAUGCAGAUCAAUAUAUAUCUGUGGAGUCUGUGGAGAUGAGGGCUGAAAUUUUCAAUGAUGCAGGAAUUCGCUGGUCAGAGCUGUUGCGUCUCCCCUACUUUGACAUCACACACAAUGUCGUUGUUGAUUCCAUGCACAACCUGUUUCUCGGCCUCAUCAAAGAACACUUCUGCGGGAUACUCAGCAUUGCACUUCCUUCACGUGAGGAAGAGCCUGUUCUCGAUAUUGAAUUCGGUCAGAUCCCUGCUGGCUUCACGUCAAAAGAGAGGAAAAGUGUCAAAAAGCUUCGGAAGUGGCUCCAAGCUCCUUUGGCUUCUACAUUUUCUUCUGGUCCCGAACAGGCUCUGAAGAAGAUGAAGUCGCUCCAUCUAGCAGCCCUCAAGUUUGCAUGUGAGCAACUACGGUGCCCAUCGACUGUGAACAAACCCAGGACAACGAAGGGACAUUGGGCGGAUUCCCUUCUUACAUGGCAGCUUGCACAAACAGAACGUCGGGCACCAGGGGCUGACACGUCGACAGCUCAUGGUUUCGUCCUCUCUCAGGAUGAGGUGGAAGAAAUUUGGUCAGAUAUUCGGGAGCUCCUUACUCCCAGCUGGCUUACUUCUGUGCCUUCGAAUGUCGUCAUCAUUGCAACGUCCCACACCAUGUCCCAGGCUAAUGCAGAUGCCUAUCUCAUGCAUAUGCGCAACUAUAUAAUCAGCAUCAAGUGUCUCUUCCCGACGUACAAGUUUUGCCCAAACCAUCACAUGGCACUACACAUUCGUGAGUUUCUCAUUCGCUUCAGCCCUGUACAUGCUUGGUGGACUUUUCCCUUUGAGAGGCUGAUUGGAAUGCUGCAAAGAAUGCCUAGCAGUGGAAAGAUAGGCGAGCUUGAGGAGACAAUCACGAAAGCCUUCACCCGUGCUGCGAACCUCAGGGCACUUCCUCUCAAGGCCAGCUGCCUGGAGAUCAUUCAGAAUUGCCAGCCCAUGUUUCAGAAGAUGACCAACCUGAAUGUUCGAGAUGCACUUGUCCCAGACAUGCGAGCAUUUGCGUCGAUCAUGGAACCUUCAGCUGAGGGGGAUAAUCCUGUGUGGGCAGACUUGACAAAGCGGUCAAUUCCGGAAGACCUCAGCCUUGCUCUAGCUGAGUUCCUUGAAGGCCCAACCCCAUCUGAAGCGCACUUCCUCAGCCAUCUUUCCAUUGAUGGCGUAAAUUAUGCAACUUCAUCCAAGCAUGCUGGCAAUUCAUGUGUCCUUUUGCACCACCCUCACAAUUACAAGUCUCGAAACAUCGAAUGCCUUGAUGCUGCGCAAAUCAAGUACAUCGUCCAGGUAUCUUCUGGUGAUAAUUCUAUUCAGACCUACAUCGGCCUAUCAAGAUACCUCCAUGCCGAUGUAGUGCAUGAUCCGUACAGCCGCUUCCCUGCCUUUCCUGCUCGUCUAUCGAGUCGCAAACUGGGUGUCCUCGAAAUUGCAACACCAGAUCAGUUAUUCAACCACUUUGCCUGCCUCCCAGUUUGCAUUGAAGGGCGUGACCUCUUUGCUGUCCUCUCAUUGAGCCAUACAUACUUGCAUCUGCCUCCUGUUGACGAUGGUAUGGACGUUGAUGAUGUAGAUAUGUCCUAA